Messenger RNA from Athene cunicularia (burrowing owl), 5145 nucleotides. RefSeq names its product R3H domain containing 1 (gene R3HDM1). The coding region runs from base 538 to 4086 and encodes 1182 amino acids. The transcript has 28 exons. Gene Ontology annotation, molecular function: nucleic acid binding. Lineage: Eukaryota; Metazoa; Chordata; Aves; Strigiformes; Strigidae. The record is from RefSeq and is a predicted model, not a curated record.
GCCCUUCAGGCGGGGGUCUGGGCUGCCAAGUGUUGCAGGGGUGGGUUUUUCGGGUUUAGCCCCUCGGGUUAGCAGUAAUUGUUCGCAAGCGUGCUGCGCUCACAUUGGCUACCGCGGGUUCCCAUUUAGACCUGCCUUUAUGUUGUUUGGGGGGAAAAUGUUGUAUUAGUGUUGCAUGUGAUAGUGUUAGAAGAGGGUUGUUAAUCUAUUAUGCUUUUUUUUUUUUUUUGCUGUCGCAUGUUGGACAAAUCUGCAUGUGGAUGUAUCUAGCGUGCUAUAAUCCAAAGUGCAUUCAAAAGGGAUGUUCUUGCUGAUUCAAGAAAACAUAGUUCUGUCCAGGACUCUACACUGGGGAUAAGGACAUGGGACGACUCCUGCCGGAUUCCAGAUGGUUCAUUACAACUGACAUCUUGGUUGACAACUGUGAAAAGGAACUUUGGAUUAUUUUAUUUUACUUUUGUGGGAGACCACAAUCCCCAAACUGUAGGAUAUAUCAGGUUCCAUAUUUCUUGUAGAAUUUUAAAAUAACCUUUUCUAAUGAGGAUGUCUGAUAUUCUUACUGUAAAAGAUGAAACUGAUGCAAUGAAGGGUUCAGAAGCUGAAUUUAAAGAUACAGACCCAGUUGAAAACCUUAUAAAAUCAGGAAGUCAGGAGCAGAUUCAUGUGGAAAAGGAUGAAAAUUGUCCUGAUAGCAAAAACAAUAUGCCGCGGCCAGUGCAGUCUUUUGGACAGACAGCAAAAAGGUCGAAGUCAAACACAAAGUUAAAGUUAGUUCGGAGCCUUGCUGUAUGUGAAGAAUAUCCACCACCUCCCACAGCUGAAAUAUCACGGGACCUCCAGGAGAAAAUUCAGAUCCAGUUGUCACAGUCUUUUGAAAAAGAAGAAAAGCCUGCGAAAGAUGAAACAGAAAAGGAAAAAUCCAGUGAAAAAUUGUCCAGAAAAAUGUUAUCAAGAGAUUCCAGCCAAGAAUAUACGGAUUCCACUGGUAUAGAUCUUCAUGAAUUUUUAGUAAAUACAUUAAAAAACAAUCCCAGGGACAGAAUGAUGCUGCUGAAAUUAGAACAGGAAAUUUUAGAUUUCAUUGGUAAUAAUGAAGUUCCAAGAAAAAAGUUUCCCCCAAUGACAUCUUACCAUAGAAUGCUGUUGCACAGGGUAGCUGCUUACUUUGGAUUAGAGCACAACGUGGACCAGAGUGGGAAGUCAGUCAUAGUAAAUAAAACUAGCAAUACAAGAAUACCUGACCAAAAGUUUUGUGAGCAUAUAAAGGAUGAGAAGAGUGAUGAUUUCCAGAAGCGGUACAUCCUUAAAAGAGAUAACUCUAGUUUAGACAAAGAUGACAACCAGAUGAGAAUACGAUUAAAAGAUGACAGAAGAAGUAAAUCCAUAGAAGAACGUGAAGAAGAAUAUCAGAGAGCUAGAGAAAGAAUAUUUGCACAAGAUUCCCUGUGUUCCCAAGAGAAUUAUUUCACUGAUAAAAGAAUCCAGGAGGAAGAAACUAAUAGUACACAACAAAGACGACAGAUACUUAGAAUCAAUAAGGAAACAUCAGGGAGAUCAGCCAACAGCCAUCAGAGCAGUACUGAGAAUGAGCUGAAGUAUUGUGAACCCCGUCCCUGGAGCAGCACCGACUCUGAUAGCUCCAUCCGCAAUCUGAAGCCAGCUGUAACGAAAGCCAGCAGCUUCAGUGGGAUAUCAGUUCUGACAAGAGGAGAUAGCUCUGGAAGCAGCAAAAGCACAGGCAGGCUGUCUAAGACAGGUUCAGAGUCUUCUAGUAGUGUAGGGUCAUCCACGGGUUCUCUUUCUCACACCCAGCAGCCUCUUCCAGUGCCAGCUCUAAGCCAGCCUUCUCAUGGCACGCCUGCCGUCUAUCCAACUGUCAGCACUAGUAACUCUCUUUCCUUUGAUGGUGGCAUAAGCGGGCAAGUGGCACCUACUAGCACUAGCUUCUUUUUGCUUCCCUUGGAAGCGGCAGGCAUACCGCCUGGCAGUAUUCUGAUCAACCCUCAAACAGGUCAGCCAUUCCUUAAUCCAGAUGGCACUCCAGUUGUGUACAAUCCUCCUAUGCCUCAGCAACCUGUUAGGACCCAAGUGCCUGGACCUCCGCAACAGCCACCUCUUCCCACGCCACCUCAGCAACAGCCAGCAGCUAAUCACAUCCUCUCACAGCCUAUGCGGCCUCUGCAGCCUUCUUCCCAGCCUGUUCAGUACUCUGCAGUCUCUUAUCCACCCCCGCUCCUGCCAGUCUCCUCUACACAGCAAUAUUCUGUGCAAGACAACCUAGGAUCACAAUUUAGCCAUAUGAGUCUUGCCCGCCAGCCACCUGCUGAUCCCGCUGAACCUCAUACUGCGAUGUUCCAGUCCACGGUAGUCCUACAACCCCCACAGCAAUCUGGUUAUAUCAUCGCAGCUGCCCCACCUCCACCACCCUCUGGGCAACCAGUUUCUGCUCCAGGCUACUCAACAUCUAGCCACCCUGUCAACCAGCAAGUACUCCAGCAGCAGGGAUAUAUGCAGCAACCUGUGCCACAGAUGCCAGCUUGUUAUUGUACCCCCAACCAGUAUCCGCACUCCAGUCAACAAUACCGACCUGUUUCUGUCCAUUACAACACACAGCAAAACCAACCACUGGCACAGCCUGGGCAGCAGACAGGUUACCAGGUUUUGCCUAACCAGCAGCAAAACUACCAAGGUUUAGUUGGAGUUCAUCAGUCUCAGAAUCAAAAUCUAGUCAGUGGCCAACACAACAACGUUGGGAAUCAAAUUCAAGGUGUGAUUGUUCCGUAUCCUUCAGUGCCAUCUUAUCAGGUUUCGGUGCCUCAAGGUUCCCAAGCAGUGCCCCAGCAGACAUAUCAACAGCCUGUUAUAAUUCCCGGUCAGUCAAAUCAAGGGUUGCCCACAACAGGGAUGCCAGUUUACUACAGUGUCAUUCCAUCAGGUCAACAGAAUAACUUAAGUUCAUCAGUAGGAUAUUUGCAGCCUCCUGGAUCAGAGCAAAUACAGUUUCCUAGAACAUCAUCACCGUGCAACUCUCAGCAGCUUCAAGGACAGCAGUGUGCAGUUUAUAGCAACCAUUCGAGUCAGAAGCCAUCACCUCCUACAUUAUUGCCACCUUCAUCAAAGUCAAAGCCACAACAGGCUGCUUCCAUUGUGCACUACAGCAUAGUGUCUCCACCCUCAUCAUGUAAAAGUUCGCCCACUGGUCUUUCCAUCAUGCAGCCAAUAAAAGCGGUAGCACCACCACCAGGUGGAGGAGUAGUAAUGAUGCAGCUCAAUAUCCCUAACAACCCUCAGCCUCGCAACCAUUCACCUCCACAGUGGAAACAGAAUAAAUAUUACUGUGAUCAUCAAAGGGGACAGAAGUCUGCAGAACUUAGCACUUUAGACAGUGCUGCGCAGUUGCAGCACAGUCCUCAACUAGGUAGUCCUGUCACCUCACCGGCCCAAUCACCAGCACCAGCUCAGCUAUCAAACAUGAAGAACAUCCGUCCCACACUGACACCUCUUUCUAUUGUGCCCCAGUUUUCUAGACCUUUUGUCCCUGGACAAGGAGAUGCCAGAUACCCAUUGCUUGGCCAACCCCUGCAAUACAAUCCGCCAUCUUUGUUACGUGGACAAGUAACAAGCCAACAGUGUCAACCUGGAAACAGACAUGGAAACAGGGGAAAGAAACCAGCAAAGAAGGCUGCUUCAGCAGAUCUUGGUGCAGGAGAACCAGUUGUGGGAAAAGUUCUAGAAAUUACUGAGCUGCCAGAAGGCAUAACUCGUGUGGAAGCGGAAAAACUAUUUGGAGAACUUUUAAAAGUUGGUGCCAAGAUCCGGUGGCUAAGGGAUUCACAGUGUCUACAAACACAGCAGCAGCAGCACCAUCGUCGUUACUGUGGCAGUGGAGACAGUGGUGUGAACACUGAGCCAUCCAAACCUAGUGACUUGGCUUCCACUUACACGGUUCUAGCUACGUUCCCUACAAUGUCAGCUGCUCAGAAUGCGUUGAAGAAACAAAGUAGUACCUCAGUGAACAAGUUCAGGCUGAGAACAAGCAAGAAGCACUACGACUUUCAUGUUCUGGAAAGGGCUAGUUCUCAGUAGCAGUUACAUCAGUGGACACUCAGCCUUUACUACUUCCAUGUCCUCCGCUCCUUGAUUGGCUUGAUGUUUUGGGGUUGCUGGUCUCUUCGCAGAGACUCCGGGGAUGUUUUGUCAUAUGACAUUAGCCAUUGAAGAAUAAAUAACCCAGUGAUCCAGCAAGAUGAAGAAGAAAAAUACAGAGUUAAUCCCAGACAACAGCAAGGAAUCAUCUUUAAGACAGGCAGCUUUCUACAAGGAAUGCUGUUGGAAUGCCCCCUACUUUUAUAGUAGUUUUGUUUUAUAUUUUUGAAUUCUUGUAUCAGAUCCAAAGUUCUAUUGUACAGCAAACGUUCAUAAAAAUCCAUAUUCAGAUUUGUAUUUUAUAAGCCCUUUUCACAGCCAGCACACAGCUGUCCAUUCCAAGGCAGGAACCUGAGGAUUGGUAGAGGGGAAAAGAGAACCAUUUUCAAGAAACUCCACUCAUUUUCUAGCAAACUACCCCAAAUCUUCAAGUUAAACUGUUCUUUGUCCCUUGUGAUUUUGUUUUGGUUUUUUUUUUCCUUUGGUAAGAAAAAAAAAAAUAUAUAAUUUUAGUAACUAACUCCUUAGAUGGUCAUUUUCUUUUGAGAUUCAUUCAAGCAGUGUCAAAAGAAAUUACAAGUAGGUUGUACCCUUGAAGGAUUCACUUCUGAUCCAGCAAGUUUAGUAAUUAUUUAAAGGAGAAUAUGAAUAAGUUUCAAAGAAUGUUCACUGAAUCACAUUUUAAUAUUUCUUCUUUUUAGCAAAAAUGUGAAGAAACUAAAAUAUAUCUUCACAGGUGACAAAAUGUUUGCACUUUAAUUGUGUUCCCACCAGUAUGGAUCUCUUUCUCUUCCUUUUCACGCUAAGAUAAUUGUGUUUAAGUGCUGGAAACCUUUUUAAUGGUUUAAGUUUUCAUCAUUUGCAGAUGCUCACUGGACGUUAAAAGAUUCAUUGCACAUAAAUGAAACAAACUUUUUUCAAUUUGUGUAAUUUGCAAGGCUGUACAAUGUGUGCUGAUGCAAGCCUUUUUCAGUUCAAGAAAAUAAAUGUUUACAAACA